CCCUUUCUUCAUCACUUUUUCAUCGGUUCUUCAUCAAUUCUUCAUCACCCCUCGAUCAGAAACCCGAUUUUUCGUUACAAAUUGAAGCGGAUCGAUGAAAUGAUGCUUGUUUUUCAGUUUUCUUGCAGACCCAUUUGCUGAUUUCUCUACAAAAUGCCCUCUAGACCCUUUGCUUCCAGUCCCGCCGCCGCCGUCGCCGGAGAAUCGCCGCCGGGUUUCUUCUCGAGAACGAAGGUCUUGUUCUUGGCUCUCACCAUCUCUGCCUCCGUCGUCAUUUUCUUCUCUGUUCUCUAUUUCCUCUACCAUCUCUGGCAUUCCUUUGAGAACAGAGCCAAAACCAUUCCCUUCGAUUCCAGCGCUCCUCUUAAGCUUCAGCGAUUCUCUUACAGAGAGCUCAAAAGGGCCACAAACCAUUUCGAUUCCGCUAACAUAAUCGGAAAAGGCGGCUCCGGAACUGUCUUUAAAGGGGUUUUGAGAGAUGGGAAAUUGAUAGCUAUUAAGCGAUUGGACUCUGUUUCUCUUGAAACAGAGAGGGAGUUUCAGAAUGAGCUGCAGAUUCUUGGUGGGUUAAGAUCCCCUUUCUUGGUGACCCUUUUGGGAUACUGCGUUGAAAAGAACAAACGUGUGCUUGUUUAUGAGUAUAUGCCUAAUAGAAGCCUCCAGGAGUCGCUUUUCUCAGAUGGGUUAAGUGGGUUAUGCUGGGAAACAAGAUUCGACAUCGUUUUAGACAUUACUAGAGCUUUGGAAUUUCUCCAUCUUGGCUGUGAUCCACCGGUGAUUCAUGGGGAUAUCAAGCCCAGCAAUGUGCUUCUUGAUAUGGAGCAACGAGCCAAGAUUUCAGACUUUGGGUUGUCAAGAAUCAAAGUUGAAGGAGAAUUUGGCGUUGAUUUGUUCAGUCAAGAACUGGGUCGGAGCCAAGAGCUGUGGAAGAGCCAAGAUUAUACUGAAACUCCGGCCAUUGGUACUCCGGUGGAGAGCAGCAACACGGAGGUAGAUUUUGCUCUUGCUUUGCAGGCUUCUUCUUCUUCCAAGAACAGUAGAACAUCUUAUAAUGUUAAGGGAUUGAAUGUGAAUUCUUUGAGUUAUAAUGCCAAUAUUUCAAGUGAGGGAGAUGGGAAAGGGAAGGAGGUAUCAAGUUUAGAUGUUAAUGGUGAUGAUUGGAGUCAUCGUUUUGUGCCUUAUGAUUCUGCUGCUGCUGCUGCUGCUCCUGAUGAUGGAGGGAAUGGUAAACAAUGGGGGAAGGACUGGUGGUGGCGACAGGACGGGAGCGGCGAGCUCUGUAGCAAAGAUUAUGUUAUGGAGUGGAUAGGGAGCCAGAUUUAUCCAGCAGCUAACCCAAAUUGGGAUGAAGAAGCUAAGAAUGUUCCUGAGAAAGCUAGCAGCAAUUGUUCUGUUCCAUUGGAGAAUAUGGAUGAUGGUUCGAAGAUAGGUGCAUUCGGGUUCGAAAAUGGUUCAACUGAGAUGGAGCGUAACGAAUCGAAAGCUAGGAACAACAAGAAGAAGAAGCAAAAGAAGAUGCAGGAAUGGUGGAAGGAAGAGAACUUUGCUGAGAUUAGCAGGAAAAGCAACAAGGGGAAAAGACUAGACAGCAAAUGGAACAAAAGCCUACAACUACCACAUUUGGGUUUGGGGAAACGGUUUUACUUCCUUCAACGAAAGCGGUCGAGACGACAAGACCCAAACCAGUCCGAUCUCGACGGGGAGUUUAGCUUCAGACGGGGUUGGAAGAAGAAGAAGAACGCUCGAUCUAUCGGCAGUGACAUGUGCAGUGGGGAGCUAUUCAGCAGAGAACUCAGCAGCACAACCAGCAUGAGAGGGACACUAUGUUAUGUAGCACCAGAAUAUGGAGGUUGUGGAUUCCUGAUGGAGAAAGCUGAUAUAUACAGUUUAGGAGUCCUAAUACUCGUGAUCGUCUCAGGAAGACGACCGUUGCAUGUUCUAGCAUCGCCGAUGAAGCUCGAGAAGGCGAACCUUAUAAGUUGGUGUCGGCAUUUGGCGCAGUCGGGGAACGUGUUGGAGCUGGUGGACGAGAGGUUGAAAGAUGAGUAUAACAAGGAGCAAGCAAGCUUGUGCAUAAACUUGGCUCUGAUAUGUUUGCAAAAGAUGCCAGAAAUGAGGCCAGAGAUAGGGGAAAUUGUGAAGAUUUUGAAGGGAGAAAUGGAGCUUCCACAAAUCCCAUUUGAGUUUUCUCCUUCACCACCUUCAAAAUGGUUCAGCAGGUCAAGGAGGAAACAGAAAAUCAGUGCAGAAUAGGGGUUUUUAGCUCUUUGUUUUGUUGUUUCCCCCCAUUGAAAUGAUCAGUUUCUUCACUAAUGGAAAUAUGCUGUUAAAUUAGUGUUGAGAA
Cucurbita pepo subsp. pepo (vegetable marrow) is the source of this 2344-nucleotide messenger RNA. Its product is annotated as Protein kinase superfamily protein. Gene Ontology annotation, molecular function: protein kinase activity; ATP binding. NCBI's taxonomy places the organism in Eukaryota, Viridiplantae, Streptophyta, Magnoliopsida, Cucurbitales, Cucurbitaceae. Gene Ontology annotation, biological process: protein phosphorylation. The record is from RefSeq and is a predicted model, not a curated record.